This is a messenger RNA of Anoplophora glabripennis (Asian longhorned beetle), 849 nucleotides long. RefSeq lists its product as uncharacterized. The record is from RefSeq and is a predicted model, not a curated record. Lineage: Eukaryota; Metazoa; Arthropoda; Insecta; Coleoptera; Cerambycidae. The annotation marks the transcript as partial. The transcript has a single exon.
AUGUACGAACAAGCUAAGCAAAACCGAAGAUUUUCCAUACAAAAAUUAUCAACGUACUUUUCGUUCUUCGGUAUAGUGCCGUGGUACAAUUUACAAGAACAAAGGAUAGUGCAUGUAAAACUAUACAAAUACUAUGCGAUAUUACUGACGAUUUCCUUGGAAUUCUUCUCUUUAGUGGUGCUUUAUGUGCGGUUGAUCCUGACACCCAAAGAAGACGUAAUCGAGCAAAUAUUGUGCGUGACAAUGCAACUAAUUGUGAUGGUUUCCUUCGCCAUAAUAGUUCUGGGAUCUGCAUUUUGGAAUAUGGGCACGUGGGAGAACUUUUUGGACCAAAUUAUUCAUAUUCAGAACUUUGGCAACUUCUCCAAACCUUACCCUACCAGAAAUGGAAAUAUUAUAUUCGUUCUAGGGAAUUUAUUUCUCUUUGGCUUAUACUUCGGUCAACUGCUAGUAUUCGACAACAAAUCAGCGUUCUUCCUUUACUUCUCUUGUGUUUACUUGUUACUCUACAAUCAGUUAUUAACAGUAAUUGUAAUUAUAGAUGGAACGCAGUCGUUAAGAUUUGAAUACCAACGACUGAACGAUAUGGUGAAAUGUCUGAGAUUUGGCGAAAUGUCGUCGGUAAAGACUUUGAGAGAGAUUAAAAGAUCCCUUAUAACGUUGGGCAACACUGUGGAUGACUUCAACAAACUAUUCGGCUGGCCUUUGUUGCUGAUUCUCUUCAACGGCGUUGUUAAUAUCCUCGAAGGCCUUGCGAUGGGCAUUAGCAGAAAUCUUGAGUGGUUUGGUAAGGAGCAUGCGAUGCAGAAGAAAGUGAUGUUGAACGUUGUAUAUAUCGUCGGUUCAAUG